AUGCGGCGACACGCCGAGAAUGUCGCGAAGGAUGGCGUGUAUCUCGAUGUGUUGGACGUGAUGCUGUGUGCUCGGUUGCAUGCUGUGGACUUGAGACUGGUGUUGAACAUGGAUCCGGAAGCAACUGGCGAAUCCACACUCGAGUCCGUUUCUGCUGGGGCGUAUCUUGAAGGGCUGUCAGGCUGGCGGAUUAGGGAGCCGGAAGAGUGCACCAUGACCUCGGUGAUCGCCCUGACUCGAGCCGACUUCGAGCCGGCUGCCUCGCCGGCUGAGCUCAAUCACUUUAUCCCAUGCUGGACCGCCGGUGAGAAGCCCUGCGAGGAGGAGGUAGAGCGCCUCAGAGAGUGGGGGAGGGACAUGAGGCAUUGCUUUCUGCAGCAGAUUGCCGAGUGCGACGAUGCGACUCUACCACACACAGAAGCAGCCCGAGAUGUAGGGGCAGAUGGCAACUGCGGUGUCUGGAGUAUCCUGGGCCUCCUCAAAGGCUCUCCUUUCAUGGCAGCCACGUCGGAUCAGGCAACACUGAGUGAGAUGCGAAGCGUGCGCCAGCAGAUCUCCGAGAGUUGGUGCCGCCUUGCUGGUGACUCCCGCUGCCCUAGGCUCCAGGCUUCUUCGUGGUGCCGCAUCUUCGACAUCAUGCUCCCCGGCGACAUUGGUGAUGCUGGCGAUGCCUCCAGUCCUUCCACUCCUGUCAAAAGAUGCAAGCAGGAGCCAAGCCAGGACUUCAAGUGCUUCGAGCAGCUCUCGCCGCCGAAGGUCUCAGCCACGGCACUCCGAGCAACUGCUGCUGGACUGGUCCGUCCAAGAUCAGAGACAGGUCCGAGUGUUCCACUGAAGCUGGAGCGGGCCGAUCCUGCCACAAGCACUGCAAACAUACUGGGGGAUCUUCGCAAGCCGCAGCAGGCCAAGAGCAGGAAGCCUCCUGCCUGUUCCAAUGUGCCAGAGUUCCAGAAGAUCAAGAAGGCGCCUGCUGCCCCUCUGAAAAGCGAGGCACUCGUCAAGCAGGAGGCUGCAGAUGACGACUGCGCCCAACACAAGGCCAAGAGGAGGAAGACAGGACAAGAGCAGCAGAGGCUUGUAGACAAGCUUGUAGAUGGGUCAAUGCCGGCUCAGGUAUCGACGCCCGGCCAAACUGACAAUGCCGACGGGCAGCAGAUCGUAUCGGCCCCACAAGAUGCAGGCGAGCCACAGCCCGUGUCGGACACAGAAGCGGCCGAGCAAGCGGGUAGCCAGGGUGAAGAUGAACAGCAGCCAGCAGAGCAAGACGUCCGCCAGCUGAUCUUGAAAGAUCCGUACUUGCGGAUGCUUCCGGAGGGCAGCUUGUGCAAGAGAUUCCCUGUUGAGUGCAGUCUGUGUGUGAGGGCAACCACUCGCAAGAAGGCAGUCUUCGACCUUGUCAGCUUAGAACGAACGAAGUUUUACUACCAGCACGUCCAGAGCGCUACCCAUCGCCGGCACCUUGCAGCCCGCGAAGGUGGCAACUCGAGUCGAUCAAGUGCAGGUGCUGUCAAAUCGAGUCGAUCAAGUGCAGGUGCUAUCGGUGCUGGAUCAGGUGCAGGUGCUGCAACGGCUGCUGCCAUGGAGGACGAGGCUACGGCAACUGCCGAGCCCCCUGCCUUGAAGUGCCAAGGGUUCCACGUCCAAAAGGCUCCACCAGAGGCCAAGCUGGCUUCGCUUCUCCCUGCCUUCGAGCUCUGGGCCGUGUACAAUCAGCUGAACAGUGGCCUGCACCAGAAAGAUGCCCGGAAGCAUCAAUACCAGCAUGACAUGACGACGGGCCACUUCAUCCUGAGACACUACGACUGUCAGGCAGACGAAGCCUAUGUGCCUGGGCCUGAUGUGCCGGCUCUGUGCGAGAAGUGCCGCAGCUUAGGUAACGAUCGAUGUGUUCUUCGCAUGGUGCAACGAUUCUAUGUCAAGCAUUGCGGUGCUCGACUCUUGGCAGCUAAACUCUUCGACAGCGACGACGUGGAACCUCUCACGCAAGAGAUCCGAGCCAGCCCCGUGUAUCAGUGUGCUGCGAGGUCUCUCGAGGCAUUGCUUGAGUUGGACAGAGCCGGCUUGCAGCAGUUCGUCCGUGCACAGUUCCUUAGCACAUCGCCCAGUUCCUGGUCUGCAGCUCUGGCCGACUUCAUCUCGGCGGUGGUGCGGCCGUGUCUCAAGGUCUCUGUGACGAACUGGAACAAACAGGUUGCUACCUCGAAGCACGGAUCCGUGAGGGCCCUCGCGGAUCGCCUAAGGCACCGGACGCUCUCCAGCAUCGAGGACAUCGAGCUCAAGCUGGCUUGUGCGGUCGCAGGCGGAGUGCUGCAUCAACACCCUGUGAUACAGGGCAUAUUAGUAGCUGCAGUUGAGCAAGCUCAACGAGCUGCACGAGGGAAGUCUGGUUUCCGCAGCCACAAACUGUGCGAGCUAGAACUCUCGCUCAUGGCAGAAGUGGGUGUGGCAAUCUCCAUGGCGGCGAACAAUGGGCACUUGCUCAAGCAGUUCGGCCUUGCAUUUGCUGUGCCCAAGGCUCCACUUGACAACCUGCACGGCGCCAACCUGCCGGAGCCGUUCCUGGCACUCCGAGACCCGGCCAUGCUUCAGGAGAACACGCUCAUCAUUGACUCGCAGUUCGGAUGCACGCCUCCCGAUGCCCCUAAAACCUCUGCCCGCUCCUGGGUGCUAGCCUUCGACCUCACAUACCUGGUCCGUGGCUUGGAUGUGGUGAAGCUCCGCCAAGGCAAAGGCUUCAUCGGCUCGGCCUUUCAUCCUUCCAGUCUCGCUUCCAGGUCGGCUUUGGAGAACGGUCCCGAGGAUGCGAUGGACAAGAUGGGCACUGGCUUCAUGGCCCUCAAAGACACGGAGGCCAGCUCGAAAGACACUGAGGCCACCUCCAACGUGGAGAACACGGACACCGGCAUUGUGGAUGCAUCCCGUGUAGACUAUGCGAAGCAGGUCCUGGAGUUCUUGGUGUGGAAACCUGCCUUGCAGAAGCUUCCUCGCUUUUCCUUGUGUUGCAUCCCCUUAGCCUACGACUACACGGCCAAAGAAUUGCUGACCAUGGUUGGCCACGUCCUCGAGUCUUGCAACCGCAUCAAGUGCAUCGUCUUUGACAAUGCUUCCACACACCACUUGGUGAAGAGCCUGCUAGUCGGUCAGCCAAUCAGUGCGUGCACAUCGCAGGAAUGGCGCCAGAUGCCAUUCUGGCGCCGUCUGACAUUCGAGAGCUUACCAGACUGCUGCCUGCCACGGUGGCCUUUCCGCAUUCCUCGGAUCGAGGGUGAGGCCGUGUAUGGGCUGAAUGGGCCAGCCCACAUUCAAAAGAAUUUCGUGGGCCAGUGUCGGUCACCCGCAAGAACGCUGCACUUUGGGUCCUACUGGGCUGACUGGACCUCGUGUCUAGACCUAUGUAUGCCGCCUGGAUCGUACCAAGGGUUCGACUUGCAGAGUGAUCUAGAAGCGGCCACGUUCCUCAACGCCUAUCACCUCAUCACGGAACUGACUGGAGAGAUCAGCGAGGUCAAGGUGCCCUGGGCCCUGACAGGUGCAUUGCUCCUCAAUCAUGAGCUCUCUGCAGCACAGCGACUCGAAAACGCGAUGACAUCCUUCAUCCUCCUCGACCUCGGUGACAUGCUGGCCCGUGAGAUGUGUGUGCAAAGGAACCUGCCUAAGGGCUCCCUGUGGCUUCACAAAACCACGCAAGGCAACCUGCAGCAACUCGCCGGCUUGGUGUCCAUUGCUUGCUGCACUCUGGUGCCCGGCACUGCCUGGCUUCCUUGGCGAAGUACGGAGCUGCACUUGGAGCAGUUCUUUGGCUAUCUCCGGUCCCAGUACAGCAGCUCCCAAAUGUCCAUGCGAGACUACCUCUACGCCAGCAGCCGACAAAUGCAACAAACAAGCAUGCGACUGAAGCAUAAUCCUCCUCAGCCGGUCGCCUACAAGGCCGAGGCCAGUGUUUCAGCCGAGGAGUAUGCAGCUUGUGCUCGGCGAGCUCUUGAUGCAGCUCUGCUGCUCACGGAGUGCUGCUCCGUACACAGCAAGCCGAAACUGCUCAAGUCGUACAUCGCCUACUGCACUCAGUUGAUGCAGGACAAUCCGGAGCCAGCUGACAUGGGGGCUGGACUGGACAUCGGGGACGAGGUCACCGAGGAAAACACCGAGGACUUCCCAGAGGAUGUAGAGCACCCGCCCGACAACCUGCAACAGGCGGACAUGACAGCCGCCGAUGCCGAGUGCUUGCAGCUCCUCGCACAGGUCAAGGCGAGGGAAAUCGCUGACGAGAUCUCCUGGCAGGACCCAAAACUGCCCGAAGUCAGUGCCCAAGAAGCUCAGCGCCUGGGAACUGGCAAGCAGCCCCUGCCGGAAGCAUUGGACAAGGAGAGCUGGGAAGAGGUCACUGCCGAGAAAGAUGCCGAGCCGGUGCCGCUGCUGAAGGAUGCUCGAUCUGGCAAGAUUCUAACAUUGUUCAUCAAUCUCGCACCUGAAAAUGCUGGUAUUUACAGCACUUGUCUUUGCGAAUUUCAUGUAUUUUUACUGUUUUUGGGUGUCUCGAUUUUCGUGCCCAAAACCUAG
This is a messenger RNA of Symbiodinium sp. CCMP2592, 4557 nucleotides long. The record is from the annotation of a GenBank genome assembly. Lineage: Eukaryota; Dinophyceae; Suessiales; Symbiodiniaceae.